Messenger RNA from Drosophila grimshawi, 2782 nucleotides. RefSeq names its product prolactin-releasing peptide receptor (gene sNPF-R). Gene Ontology annotation, biological process: G protein-coupled receptor signaling pathway. The coding region runs from base 671 to 2488 and encodes 605 amino acids. Gene Ontology annotation, molecular function: neuropeptide binding; neuropeptide Y receptor activity. The record is from RefSeq and is a predicted model, not a curated record. Gene Ontology annotation, cellular component: plasma membrane; neuron projection. NCBI's taxonomy places the organism in Eukaryota, Metazoa, Arthropoda, Insecta, Diptera, Drosophilidae. The transcript has 3 exons.
AUUAUCUAAAUAAACAGAAAAUACGCAGCGUUGCGUAUACGCCGCGUUUGCCCAUAGGCAAAAGUGAGUCUCGCGCGUGAUUUUGUGAGGUGACAGCAGAAAUAAAAUACAAUACAAUAAAAUAAAACAAAAAAUAUAAAAACAAAUCCCAGCAAGUGCCAGAGCGUGCUCGAGUGCGCGUCCGCAAAGUUACGGUCUAUGGUCUACGGGUCUACGGUGUACGGAUCUGUGACUGCAGUUCCGUUCCGCUUCUGUUGAUAGCAUCGCGACGCGUCGUUUGGCAUAAAGUUUUGGCUUUCGCUUUUGUUGAGCUGCCUGCGCCACGCUUUAGUCUGAAGUGCAAGUUAAACAGGCAACAACUUAAGUUUAAGCUUGAAAUUGAAUCAAUUGUUGGCAGAAUCGAGACAAUUAGCAAUGAGCGAAAUAUUAAAGGAAACUUUUUGAAUAAAUAAACCAUUAAAGAUAAACUUAAGACGUGACUGGGCACAGACUACGGAAAUGGCUGCUUAAGUGGCGCACUUCCGGCUAAAACCGGGCAAGCAGUAAACAACAUCGAGCGUCAAUCCCACUCAGCCAGCACUACAAACCGUAACCCACAACCCACAAACACAUUCGCCACUCAAAGGCGAAUCUCAUCAGAUAGCCGAACCAAAAAAAGAAGUCUUGAAAGAUGGCAAGCGUAGGCAAUGAGACGGUUAAGGCUCUUCUCGUUUCGGUUAGCACACAGUUGCCCCACGUCUUGGGCAUUGAUAUGGGCAGUAAUUGGAGCAGCAGCAGCACAACAACAGCAACAACAACAACAAUAUCAACAACCACAACAACAACAAUGGCCACGCCCAGCAGCAGCACCAUCGCCAACACCAUCAGCAUUGUGGAUGCGGAUGCCGCGGAUGGCGAUAAAUCAGGCAUUAUACAUAAUCAAUUUGUGCAGAUCUUUUUCUAUGUGCUGUACACCACCGUCUUUGUCCUGGGCGUAUUUGGCAAUGUGCUUGUGUGCUAUGUGGUAUUAAGAAAUCGAGCCAUGCAAACUGUCACCAAUAUUUUCAUCACCAAUCUCGCACUCUCGGACAUUCUACUUUGUGUGCUGGCGGUGCCUUUUACACCACUGUACACUUUCAUGGGUCGCUGGGCCUUCGGACGUACCCUCUGUCACCUAGUAUCCUUUGCCCAGGGCUGCAGCAUUUAUAUCUCGACGCUAACGUUGACCUCAAUUGCAAUCGAUCGGUAUUUUGUGAUCAUUUAUCCAUUCCAUCCGCGUAUGAAACUCUCCACAUGCAUCGGGAUCAUUGUGAGCAUUUGGGUAAUUGCCUUGCUGGCGACAGUUCCCUAUGGAAUGUACAUGAAGAUGACCAACGAGGUGAUGGAUGAUAGCACACAGCACUUGAUUGGGGCGAAUGGGACGAGCAGUGUAAACGGCAGCCACAUCGAUGCCACAUCGGCUGCCCAGGCCUAUAUGCAAGUCGUCUCGGAUGGUGUCACUGUCUGCGAAGAGAACUGGCCGUCGGAGCAUUAUCGUAAGGUGUUUGGUGCGAUCACAACGACACUGCAGUUUGUGCUUCCAUUUUUCAUCAUAUCCAUUUGCUAUGUCUGGAUCUCCGUCAAGCUGAAUCAGCGGGCCAGAGCCAAGCCGGGCUCGAAGUCGUCGCGACGGGAGGAAGCUGAUCGGGAUCGGAAGAAACGCACAAAUCGCAUGCUUAUCGCUAUGGUGGCUGUUUUUGGACUUAGCUGGUUACCCAUCAAUUUGGUGAACAUCUUUGAUGAUUUCGAUGACAAAUCGAAUGAGUGGCGUCUCUACAUGUUGUUCUUCUUUGUGGCCCACUCGAUUGCCAUGAGCUCCACGUGCUACAAUCCCUUUCUGUAUGCAUGGCUGAAUGAGAACUUUCGCAAGGAAUUCAAGCAUGUGUUGCCCUGCUUCAAUCCAUCCAAUAACAACAUCAUCAACAUAACCAGAGGGUAUAAUCGCAGUGAUCGCAACACCUGCGGUCCACGUCUUCAUCAUGGCAACGGCGAGGGUGGCGGGGCAGGCAGUCUGGAUGUGGAUGAUCAGGAUGAAAAUGGCAUCACACAGGAGACGUGCCUGCCCAAGGAGAAGCUGUUGAUUAUACCGCGUGAGCCUACCUAUGGCAAUGGCACCGGAGCCGUCUCCCCCAUACUCAGUGCGCGUGGCAUUAAUGCCGCCCUCCUCCAUGCCAACCAACCACAGCAGCUGAAUCAGCAGCAACAACAACAGCAGCAAGUGGAGCUGACGAGACGAGGGUGUCGGCGCAGAGAUGAUGAUGGCGACUAUAUCGACUCUGGCGAUGAGCAAACGGUGGAGGUACGCUUCAUCGAGACACCAUUUGUCAGCUCCGACAACACAACGGGCAACAGCAUGCUGGAGGCGAGCGAAAGCCACUGCCAGGAUCAAGAGCUGGCUAUCUUGGGCGCUGUUGUGGUUAUUGAUGGCGCUGCCUGUUGCCAGUCAGAUGCAAGUAGGCGACAUAACUGAGAUAGGGUUUUUGAAACGCAUUUCUAGGCGCAGUUGUUGAUCGCCGAGGAAGGCGAUGAGGACGAGGCAAGCAACCAUGUGUCAGGGAAUGCGACAUAAACUACUACGCUGGGAGUGCAAGCUUAUAUAGAGUUUGUGGGAAUGUGGGAGUGAAAGUACGAAGAAAGUAUGCUGAUAAAUGCCAAAUAAAGUGACAACGAUGAGAAAAUUGCCACGCAGGGAUAUAGGCAGCAACUGAGCCCCCAAGCAAUUGGCUGAACCAGCUUCUCAAAUCGUUGAUAUCAAAUUUUCUAA